AUGAUGAUUUCAAGAUUUUCUUCACGAUGCCGUCGGAAUCCUCUUCCAGUACCGCCACCGCUUUCAGCAUCCCCAUCCCUCGUCACCGGAAAACGUCAUUGCAUUAGCCUCUCCGCUUCUCUCCACGUUGGAGAAGAAUCAACCUCUGCACCUAUUCAAGCUACGCCUUCCCGUAACUACAACCGUUGGAAGCCCUUAUGUCUUUACUACACUCAAGGUAGGUGCACUAAGGUGGAUGACCCUCUUCAUAUUGAGAAGUUUAAUCACAAUUUCGGUUCCGGGCUUGGGUUGGAUGUUUCUGAUUCCAAGAAGCUGCGGUCCCAGGAGCUUGACUUCUUUCUUGUGCUUGAUUUGGAGGGCAAGGUCGAGAUUCUGGAGUUUCCAGUUCUCUUACUUGAAGCCAAAACCAUGAGCGUUAUUGACAUUUUCCACAGGUUUGUGAGGCCCUCGAAGAUGAGCGAACAGAGGAUAAAUCAGUACAUCGAAGGAAAAUAUGGGAAAUUUGGAGUUGACCGAGUUUGGCAUGAUACCGCCAUCCAUUUUAAUGAAGUGAUUUUACAAUUUGAGGAGUGGUUGGGUAAGCAUCAAUUGUGGAUGAAAAAUCCUGGUGGUCCUCUGAGAAGAGCUGCAUUUGUAACUUGUGGGAAUUGGGACUUGAAGACAAAAAUCCCAGACCAAUGCACUGUAUCAAGGAUGACACUUCCGCCCUAUUUUAUGGAAUGGAUCAACCUGAAGGAUAUUUUCUUGAACUUCUACAAUCGACGGGCCCCAGGAAUGGUUUCGAUGAUGAAGGAACUCAGGAUUCCAUUGCAAGGCAGUCACCAUUUAGGAAUUGAUGACACCAAAAAUAUUGCAAGAGUGCUACAACAUAUGCUUCUAGAUGGUGCAUUGAUGCAAAUCAGUGCAAGGAGGUUGCCUGGUAGUCCUGGAAAGGUUAAAUUCUUGUUUGAAAAUCGUGUGUAG
This is a messenger RNA of Oldenlandia corymbosa var. corymbosa, 963 nucleotides long. The record is from the annotation of a GenBank genome assembly. Lineage: Eukaryota; Viridiplantae; Streptophyta; Magnoliopsida; Gentianales; Rubiaceae.